Penicillium concentricum is the source of this 624-nucleotide messenger RNA. RefSeq lists its product as uncharacterized. NCBI's taxonomy places the organism in Eukaryota, Fungi, Ascomycota, Eurotiomycetes, Eurotiales, Aspergillaceae. The record is from RefSeq and is a predicted model, not a curated record. The coding region runs from base 1 to 624 and encodes 207 amino acids. The transcript is spliced from 2 exons.
AUGCUCCACGGCUUCCGCUGGCCCCGCGCCGGGUUCACGGGGAUCCGCGUUUACAUCGUACUCCACAACCUGGAAGAAGCAGCAGCGGAAUACAUUCAGCAACCGUUAACGACAGAGCUCCUCGCUGAAUCCUUCCACAAAACACAAGCGGACCUCGUGACCCGUCUGCCGGAGCUGUCGUUUAUCGAACAGUAUGACCCCGCCGAUGAAAGCAGUGGCACGGUCAGCCAGGACCAUGCGUAUAUUUCAACGCGGGUUCUGGAGAUUCCGGAGGACGGGAGUGGUGGUGGUGGCGGAGAGAAUAUUGAGGAUUGCGUGGAAAAGGGAUCUGGGUUGACGGAUGACCAGAUGGCGGCACUAGAGCAGUUGCGCGAUCGUCUUGCUCCCGGUGAGAAAAUUGGCUGGUAUCUUGUUUACAAUGGAGAUCCCGAACGGUGGUUUCCUGAUUCUGAGGACGAGGAGGAUUACGAGUCUGAGGAGGACUCCGAGGAGGAGAGCCAGACGAGGCGACAGAGUCUGGUCCAGAGUCAGAGGGAGAGCAGGAGUAGUUUUACACAGACUCCUAGUCCGCAGAGCUAUACGACUCGUCUGACGAGAUUCUGGAAUCGGAUGAGCUCGGGGUGA